Pundamilia nyererei is the source of this 2259-nucleotide messenger RNA. RefSeq names its product microtubule-associated protein 4-like. The transcript is spliced from 7 exons. Bases 14 to 2224 code for a protein of 736 amino acids. Gene Ontology annotation, biological process: neuron projection development; microtubule cytoskeleton organization. Gene Ontology annotation, cellular component: neuron projection. Gene Ontology annotation, molecular function: microtubule binding. The record is from RefSeq and is a predicted model, not a curated record. NCBI's taxonomy places the organism in Eukaryota, Metazoa, Chordata, Actinopteri, Cichliformes, Cichlidae.
GCGGGGCAUAUUUAUGCAGCGUACACUCUUGGGUGGGCGGAUCGUAGCGGUGACAGCGACGCUCGGAGACUCUAGACAAACUGUCAAAAAGGAGACAACUAACGCCAUGGCGGAGUUAGACUUGAGUCUGAGCGAUGCGCUGACGGACAGCGUUCCCCAGCCCGGCCCGGAGAACAUGGUGCACCGGGACUUUGUGGCUGAGCUGGAGGCGGAGCACUUUGACGAUAAGGUCGGAGAGACGGUGGGAAAGACGGACUACAUCCCGCUGCUGGACAACGAUGACACCAGGGCAGACGCGGGUACUGCAAUGGAGAAUGGAAAGCAGGAAGCUCGUGGGGUGCAAAAGCCUGGUAGUAAACUGACCUCGGGGGGACAGACGGCAGCGUCGCACCCGGAGCCGCAGGGGGAGGUGUGGCCACACUCGCUUGACCAGCAGCAGGCCUUGGCUUCAGACUUCUUAUCAGUCUCCGUGGCAACUUAUUCUAAUCCUCUGGGCUUUCAGACCAGCCCCGCACAAAAGAUGGAUGCUAACCUGAUGGGAGCGUUUUCAGGUUUCUCCCAGCCUGGAGGGAUUGGGAUGAACGUGGAGGUGGGAGCUGCACCCCUUCAAGCAGAAAAGCCUCCAAGUAUUGCAGAUCCCCAGAUUCUCACACCUCCAGCAGGAUCAGUCGCCCCUAAGGAGCACAGCCCCAUGCUGCCCGAACCACAAGCUCCUCGCAGCCCUUUGGAUGUAUCAGCAGGUGCCUUAGGCUGGCCAGACCAGGCUGGCUGCCUGUCGACAGACCUCCCUUUUACUCCAAGUGUCACCACAGUGAUUGCUCGACAUGCCAGCCAUCUUGCAGCCAGCCCUGAGGACCCACCUGACAGUUGGCCUAGCCGUGAGAGCGCUGCCUAUGCUGGAGGCGACGAAAGGGACAGGGAUGGAUCAGACCGAAAACAAAAGAAGAAGAAGAAAAGACGACAGAAAGAUGAGGGAUCCUAUGAACAACUGGAGAGCAAGGGCCACCCUGAGAUGCAAGCACUGGGAGAAAGCACCCGACCAACAGAGGAGUUCUAUCAUAGGAUUGGCCCAAGGAGGGAUAAAGCAGAGGGUGGUUGGGAGGAGCAACUUGGGAAGAGUGGAGGCCGAGGGAAGAAGGGGAAGAGCAGGAAGAAGCUUCCAGAGGAGUGGGGAGUGGCAGAACCAUUUGUUCCUUCAUCUGCUGUGACCUCUAACAUUACAGAGGAGGACAUGAUGGAUCUUGGGAGUUCAACUCUGGACAACCUUGAGGCCUACUUGGCAGAUGAAGAUUCAAGCCAGAGCCCCUGGAAAAAGGAGGUCUACCCAGAUGAAGGCUUGGUAUCUUCCCCUCUGUCUCAGGAUCUUUUCUCCCCAGGAGCGGCUCCCAUUAGCCCACUGGUCCUGAACAGUGAGCUGAAAGCCACAGCAGCUCCGUUUACUAUGCCCUCUACCACCAACGGCAAAUCACUCGGUUCCUUCCCUGUGGCCCCUCCAUGUUGUGACCCAUUUGAUCUCUUGAUGGAAACCGAAAAUGCAAGUCUGGGCAACAGCAAAGAGGCUUUUUCACCACUCUUUUCUCCAGAGAAUGAAGCAGCAGUUGGUAAUCUGGUAGACAGCGGCAUGUUUGACAACAGCAGUUCUCUCCAGGAAUGUUGUGAGCAAGCCACGCCUGAGGCAGACACCUCAGCCUUCAGCCCUGCCACCCAGCCAAGCCCAAAUUGUUCCCCUGAAGGUGAGGUGUUAGCCUCAGCACCACCUCUCUCGCCAUCUGAUGCUUCAUGGGUUCUGAACAGCUCAAAUAUGAGCAGCAACAGCGAUUUAUUUAAUUUUGCUGACAUGGGUGCGCUAGGUCAUCCUUUACCCUUAGGCCUAAACUUCGACACCCCAAGCCCAGCACCUCUCCGUUCCCCAAAAACUACGGCACAGGAAUUCCAAGCCAGAGAGCUCAAAGAAGGCAAAUCAUCCCCAAAACAAUCCAAGAAACCACGCUCUUCAUCUUCUUCAUCCUCUGUUAAGAGUCCAACCUCCCCAGAAGCUAAAAGGUUCUCUCCAAUGGCAUCGCCUGUCACCAGCCCCUCUUCCCCUCCAUCGGUCCCCCCUCUGGCAGUUCCAGGAUCUGGUCUUAAUCCUGCAGCUAAGCCCUUCUUUCCCAGCUUUGCUGAUCCCAUGGAAGAACCAGCUGUGGCCAAUCAAGAUGUUCCUCUCGUUGAAGGUUGGUUGUAGUCACCCCUGGACAACGUAGAAAUACAUAAAGUAAC